AUGAGCGUUGUACGGCCGGCGCGCAGCGCCCUGAGCAAGUGCGUCGUUGCCCCAGCGAGCGCUCCCAUCAACGUGGCCGCGACCCCUUGCCGACGACACCUGCACAGCACGCCGGCGGCGCGCGCCAAGCGGCAGCCACGGUUCCGCAACGUCAAGGCCGAGGAGAUGGGCCUGACGCAGCCGGCCGCGAUGGCACGGUUCGCCAACGAGCACCUGCCGGCGUACAGCCCGGCGCAGCUCGAGCAGCUCCGCAGCAAGUACACGCCCGCGCAGGUGGAGGCCAUCCAGGCGGGCGAGGCGGCCGUCGACGCCGAGGACAUGCUGAUCCAGGGCCGCAUACGCGACGACCCGUACCGGCCGACGUACGUCGAGGACUACACGCGGCUGGACCCGCGCUACGACCUGAUGCCCGAGGAGGAGGGCCAGAAGCCGCGCGAGCACGCGUGGCUCGGCGAGCAGGACUGGAUGGACCAGUUCUCGGCGCGCCUCUCGGAGCUGGCCGACGGCAAGACGGACGCGCAGCUGACGCGGGCCAUGGCGCGCGCGCUGCGCCGCGUCAAGGCGUCGCAGGGCGUCGACAUGAUUGACAUGACCGAGGAGGAGCUCGCCGAGCUGGAGGCGAACCCGGCGAUGCUGCAAAAGUACCUCGUCGAGGACGACGCCGCCGUCGCGGACGCGGCAGACAGGGACGACCCGUCGACGCGGCUGACCGAGGCGCAGGUGCACAAGCUCGACGAGGCCCUCGACGCCGAGUGGAAGCGGGCGCUGGAAUCGCUCGCCGUCGAGGACCACACCGCCGAGUCGUCGCCGACGAACAUCGAGAUGAUGGAGCACGGCCCCGCGGGCCUCGCCGUGCGCGGGACCGAGACGGCCGAGGCGCCCGAGCUGGGCAAGAUCCCCGGCGUGGCCGGGCGCUACAACCGCGCGGCGGACCCCGACGACGAGGGCCAGGACGAGCUCGGCGAGUACCGCGAGAUCAAGCGCGUGACGGGCCUCGCGCUCGCCGACGUCAAGUCGCUCUACUGCAAGAUCCUGGUGACGCGCUCCGUCAGCAACCAGACGCGCAUGGGCAAGAUUCGCAGCGCGAGCAUCGUCGCCAUUGCCGGCAACGGCGCCGGCCGCCUCGGCAUCGGCAUGGCCAAGUCGACCGACAGCAGCACCGCCGUCGUCACGGCGCAGAUGCUCGCCAUCCGCAACAUGAAGGCCAUCCGCCGCUACGAGAACCGCACCGUGUACGGCAACGCGACCGCCAAGGUUGGCGCCACCGUUGUCGAGCUUUACAACCGACCCCCAGGCUUCGGUCUCCGUGUCCCCCACCGCCUCUUUGAAAUGUGCCGCGCCGUUGGCCUCCACGACCUCGCCGCCCGCAUGCCCCGCGCCAAGAACCCGAUGAACUCCGUCUUUGCCACCUACAAGGCGCUCCUGAACCAGGCCGACCCCGAGGAGAUUGCGCGCGGCCGCGGCAAGAAGCUCGCCGACGCGCGCAAAGUCUACUACGGCGGCUCUGUACAUUAG
This is a messenger RNA of Cordyceps militaris CM01, 1515 nucleotides long. RefSeq names its product 37S ribosomal protein S5. The coding region runs from base 1 to 1515 and encodes 504 amino acids. The record is from RefSeq and is a predicted model, not a curated record. The transcript is spliced from 2 exons. Gene Ontology annotation, cellular component: ribosome. Gene Ontology annotation, molecular function: structural constituent of ribosome; RNA binding. Gene Ontology annotation, biological process: translation. NCBI's taxonomy places the organism in Eukaryota, Fungi, Ascomycota, Sordariomycetes, Hypocreales, Cordycipitaceae.